This is a messenger RNA of Culicoides brevitarsis, 1461 nucleotides long. RefSeq names its product probable cytochrome P450 6d5. The transcript is spliced from 4 exons. Lineage: Eukaryota; Metazoa; Arthropoda; Insecta; Diptera; Ceratopogonidae. The record is from RefSeq and is a predicted model, not a curated record. The coding region runs from base 1 to 1461 and encodes 486 amino acids. Gene Ontology annotation, molecular function: heme binding; iron ion binding; monooxygenase activity.
AUGGGUUACAUAAUAUAUGCCCCUUUAAUAAUUGUCAUCAUAUUAUAUGUAAUUGUGAAACAUCUCUUUACAUAUUGGGAUCGUCAGGGAAUUAUCAAUAUUCCUCCAACAAUCGUUUAUGGAAAUCUACGACCAACGAUAAAACAUCAAAAGUCAUUUCAAACAAAUAUCAAUGAUUUGUAUUGGGAAGCAGUAACUGUUCCAUACAUUGGAAUUUACUUAUUGUGUCGUCCAGCAUUACUCAUAAGAGAUUUAAAUUUAGUUAAGCGUAUAUUGAUACAAGAUCAGGAGUUUUUCAAACAUCGUGGAAUUUAUUGCGAUACUCAACAAGAUCCUAUGUCAAUGAACUUAUUUUCCGCCACAGAUGCCUCACACACAAAUCUUCAUGCUAAAUUGUCACCAUUAUUUAGCAAGAUGAUGACAACAAAUUUGUUUGAAACAGUUCACCGUGAAGGUCGAAGCUUAAUAAAUGAAUUAGGAAAAUAUGUAAAUGAUGUGAAACCAGUUGUGAACUUACAUAAACUUUUACAUACGCACUUAUUGAAUGUCAUUGGGGGUAUAUUCCUUGGCUUAAAAAUUAAUUUAUUUGAGAACGACGAUGAAUCGUUUAAAUAUUUCAACGAAGAUAUUGCCCAAAAUUUAUCUCGUUUCAAACAAGCACAAGCAUUUUUGUAUCCCGGAACAAUGAAAAUCACAAAGAAAACACAUUUUCCAAGAAAUGCACAAUCGUUCCUCAUGAAAUCAGUAGAAAAUGCCAUGCGAGGCGGCAAUGGAAUUAUUCACGCUCUAACGGCAAAUGAAGUUCGUGAAUCUGAUACAAAUAGACUCUCAAAUGCGACGAUAGCAGCUCAAAUUUUUAGUUUUUAUUACAUUGGAAACCAAACCUUACAUCAGAUUGUUAUUUCAUGUUUAACGGAGUUGCUCAACAAUCCAGAUACACUCGAUAAAUUGCUUGUAGAAAACGAUACAAUACUAAAGAAACAUCACGCACAGUUAUCUUAUGAUGCUUUGCAGGAAAUGACUUAUUUAGACUUGUGUCUCAAAGAAACUCUUCGUAAAUCUCCUCCAACUGCGAUCAUCACACGAGAAUGUACGAAAGACUAUAUUAUUGAAGAAUCGGGUCAGACGAUUAAAAAGGGCAUUAAAGUAAUAAUACCAUUAGCGAGUAUUCAAAAUGAUGAUACGUACUUUACGAAUCCUAAAGACUUUAUGCCAGAGAGAUUUUUGGAGGAAAAUGAAAAGUUUAUUUACGACGCUUAUAUGCCAUAUGGAAGCGGAUCACGUCAAUGUCCUGCAAAACAAUUGAGUGAAUUGAUCGUUAAAUGUGCUAUUGUUAACGUUAUUUCCUCUUUUACUAUCCUGAUAAACAACGAAAAGGACGACAAUCAACCAACAACCAUAAACAAACCUCACACUAAUGAAACUCUAUUGAAAAACGUGAUAAUUAAACCACGAGUAUAG